AUUGGAUAUUGUAAGGUCAUGCUCCCCCUUAACUUGUUGUUUCUUAGUCGAAUCCGACCAGUUUGUAGCCUUGUCAAUUUGACUACAGCAAGCUCCCUGCAAGAUUGGAUUCGAAGUAGUACUCCGAGAAAACCUACACGUUUCAAGUUACACAAGGCUUUCACGGUUCUUGAAAAUGAGUUUUUGGAGUUAAAUCAGCCGAAACUCUUUUCACUGCCACAGAAUAGUACUUUUCUGCAUCAGAGUAUCUAUGAUGCAGUUAAUACUUCCAUAUCUGAAAAUGGUUCUCAGUACUUUGCUGUCGUAGCUAUUGCAGGAAAGCAGUUCAAAGUAACUAACAACGACUUAAUUAUGGUCAAAACACCGUUUUAUGGAACUGAUGUUGGUGAUCGUGUUCAAUUGCAGAAGGUUUUACUUUUGGGAUCAUCAGACUUCACUAUCAUCGGUCGACCAAUUUUACCAGUGCAUCAGGUGUUUAUUGAGGCUGUAGUCAUUGAAAAAACUCUUGAACAUCCAAAAGUGUGGUACCAAUUCCAUCGUCGCCGUAGACAUCACAAACUCCGAGGUAAAUAAGUAUUUUCUUUUCACGUUAUUUUUAGUAUUCCAAGAAAAUGUUACUAUCCUUCGGAUUAUUGACGUUCGUCCUAAUUUAUUAAAAACUUAACUGAAUUCUUGUAUAUAUGUUUAAUUUAAGAAUUUCGGCUGUUAUAUACCUUCAAAAAUACGAUUUUUGCAACUUUUCUUCAGUUUGGGUAUUUCAGAGUGUAAUCUAAUACAGUACUCAAAAAGUUUAUAAUCUCUAAAUCGUUUCCGAGUUCGUCGCUUCUUUUACUCUUUCGAAAAAAUGUAUUUCGGUCAUGACAAACGUGCAGAAAAAUAAUCUCAAACUUUAGUUCUAUUGUAUAAUAAGCUAUUUAGCUUAAUGUAUCAUGAAAAGAUUGAUUUCAUACACGUUUGUACUUUUUGAGUUUCACAAGAAGUGUAAAGUUGAAAACUGUCACGUUUGCCUUGUUACUUUAGAAUUGCAACACUUUUCAUCCUAGG
Molecule: messenger RNA, 1044 nt
Organism: Schistosoma turkestanicum
Lineage: Eukaryota; Metazoa; Platyhelminthes; Trematoda; Strigeidida; Schistosomatidae
Source: the annotation of a GenBank genome assembly